Messenger RNA from Durio zibethinus, 606 nucleotides. The record is from RefSeq and is a predicted model, not a curated record. Lineage: Eukaryota; Viridiplantae; Streptophyta; Magnoliopsida; Malvales; Malvaceae.
AUGUGGGAUUCGUCGACCUCCGCCAUGCCAGAAAUUUUUCAAAGGAUGCGACUUCAAAUUUCACAGGGAAAAUCCACUAGAAGGAGACAGAUCCUGCGACGCCUGUGCCUUGAUAUACAAGGCUUCUUGUACCAAUGCUUCCGUGUUAAAAAUCCCCAUGAUUUACAUCCCUGUUGCGCAAACCUUCCACUGUUCUUCUCUCUUCCGGAUACCGACAUGGAAAUCUACCUAUGCGAAGAGAUUAAAUCGAAAUGCUUGAAAUGCCAAAGCAAGAAAAGGUCAUCAGGCAAAGCCCAGGGUUUGUCCUAUGUUUCUUCGGAUGGUAAAUUCUGUUACCAUGUGGCCUGUCUGAAAGAAGCCUGUCUGGAGAAUUGGAAAAAGGGUUAUUUUCAACCUGAUGUUAUUGCUGAUGAUAAGAACAAAAGCCUUGCAUUGCAAAAUCUUGCUCCAAAAGAAGUUGCGCUCGUCCGAGAUGGGGGCCAAAGCUCUAAUGCAAUGAACGGUAUCAAAUGGUUGAUCAUAUUUCUCAAGCUGGUCGUUUCAGCUAUAUUUGGAGAGCCAUUGACUUUAAUUUCUACUUUGUUUCAAAUUUAUGAUCAGAACUAG